Messenger RNA from Helianthus annuus (common sunflower), 402 nucleotides. RefSeq lists its product as uncharacterized. Bases 1 to 402 code for a protein of 133 amino acids. The transcript has a single exon. Gene Ontology annotation, biological process: regulation of DNA-templated transcription. The record is from RefSeq and is a predicted model, not a curated record. NCBI's taxonomy places the organism in Eukaryota, Viridiplantae, Streptophyta, Magnoliopsida, Asterales, Asteraceae. Gene Ontology annotation, cellular component: nucleus. Gene Ontology annotation, molecular function: protein heterodimerization activity.
AUGGCGGAGAGUGACGAAAUCAACACGGAAACACUUCAAUCGAGUUUUCCGGCAGGCAAAAUGAAGCGAAUCAUGAAACUGGACACAGAAAUAAACAAAGUAAACUCUGAUGCGCUGUUCGUAAUCUCCACCGCCACCGACCUUUUCCUCAAAUUCUUAACAGAGAAAUCAUCGGAAGUUGCAAUCGAGAAGAAACGGAAGACAAUAAAGCUGGAGCAUCUUCGAAUGGCCGUGAAGAGGCACCGUCCGACCGCUGAUUUUCUUGUGGAUUCUCUCCCGAUGCCACCACCGGUUCAGAUCUCGUCGAAAACCGAUCGAUCUCACAAAAGCGAUGAGAAGAAAAAAAACUCGUUGCCAGCUGGCACUCGCGGAAUUAACAGUUUCUUCAAGAAAUAUGAGUAG